AUGUUAAGUAAAAAAGGGCAUCCGCUCAUGGUUUUUGAAAAUUAUAAGUUUCGUAAAUACCGCGUAUUAAAAACGACACAAGAGGAAGUGUGGUGUUGCACAAGGAAAAAUUGCAACGCAAAAAUGUAUAUUUUAAAUUCCUUCUUUUCGCGAAAAAGUCUGAAACAUAAUCAUCAGAUGGAAGAAACAUCAUUGAUUCGCCAAAAAAUUAGUAACUCCCUAAAGAGAAAAGCUGAAGAAAUAUGCAGUGAGAGACCACUAAAGUUGAUACGAAGAGAACUGAAGGCCCAAAGCUCUUCAAUUAUUGAUGUUAUUUCCAUGAAAGAUAUCCAAUAUAUCCGCAAUAAUCUUUAUCGUGCUAGACUGCAACAAAGGCAGAAAUUACUGAAGUCGCCAGAAGAACUACAAAGUGCUCUAGUGCAAAUGGACAUAAAUACAAGUAAGGGUGAACCGUUUUUGCUUAUUAACGAUAUGGAAAUUAACAAACGUAGAAGAACGAACAUUGACAGUUACGAGGAUGAUUCAACUAGUGAUUCCAGUAAACUCAUAGAAAUGGCGAGAGAUGAUCGCGGAGCUUCUAGGUACCUUCAAUGCCAAUCAGAUGAGAACAUGUCGGAUUCGGAUUCCGUAAUUGACAUCAUCAAACACGAAAUUGACAUCCCAGAAUAUGUUCCAGACAACGGCUCCUUGCAAGAAGCCGAAACAAUAAUGAUUAAAGACGAUGAUGAUGAUGAUAGUAGUCAGUCUACACAUAAUAUUGAAGAAGUAAAUAUUAAAGAAGAACCCAUUAGCGAGCAAAAUAAUUUUGACGAUCGGCAUCCUGUAGAUGUUUUUUGCAAAAGCGUGGCUUUAUCAUUGAAAAGUUUAAGAAUGGAUUUGUGCAACGAGGGUAAAAUUCGAAUUAUGCAACUGAUCUCUGAGCUGGAGCAACGAAAUUCUUUGCCCAAUGAAGGCCCAAGUACCAGUAAAAGUUUGAACAAUCGCGCUGAACCAACUAGUACUGUAACAAACUAUUUAGUUCCGAAAAAAGAACUCGACUGAUAGUAUUCGUUUAUUUUUGAUAUUAAGUAAAGUUUCUUUUGUACGAAAUGAUUGUUUAUUUUUCAAAUAAAAUUAUUUUUCAUUUCUUCCUAA
Ceutorhynchus assimilis (cabbage seed weevil) is the source of this 1134-nucleotide messenger RNA. The record is from the annotation of a GenBank genome assembly. NCBI's taxonomy places the organism in Eukaryota, Metazoa, Arthropoda, Insecta, Coleoptera, Curculionidae.